CUUGAUUAACAAGUAAAUGGAUAAUUUCAAUUUCUAUUAUCUUUUUUUUUUACUCUUCUUUUGAUUUAAUUUUCUAUUGGCCAUUGAUUCAUUGGUCAAUUAUUGCCUCAAGCGAUGACCUAUUAAGCUGCUGGUUAUUAGUAAUUAGUGGUCAGUUUAACGAUAAGUGAAUGGAUUUCAAAGGUUAAGGUUAAUUUUAGAGGAAAGUGUUGAUCGCAACGAAGAAAAAAAAGUUUUUUUUUUCUUUUCUAUUUCUCUCAUGAUUAUCAUCAUUCAUCUUCCAUGAUGAUGGUCAUUCAUUAGAAUAGUAAAGGUCCAGCCUUUUUUUUACUUUCGAAUUUGAAAUAUUCUUUUCUCUUCUCAUUUAGUUUAUUUUCUCACUUGUUUAGGUCAGUGUUUGUUGCAUGUCCACUUGUUGAGGUUAACUGUUGAUCGUAAUUAAUUGUGAUUGUUUGAAAAUUUUUCCUAAUUAACUUUUCGUUUCUGUGAUUUAACUUUGCUACUGGACGGAAACUGGACAUUGAAAUGGUCACUUGUUGAUCAGCCACUUUACAGUUAAAUUGUUUGGAUUCUCAUCUCUCAAAAUUAUUGUGAUUAAUUUGUGAACAAUCAUCUAAUCAUUAUGAGUGAUUUGGAAAAGAAAUUAAAAGAUUCGGUGGCAAUUAAGACGAUUCGUGAUAAAUUUAAGGACAAUUUACCCAAAAAUCGAGAUAAAUUUGAUGAGAAUGAUAUUCAAAAGAUUCUAACCGACGAUUGGUACGUUAAACGCUUCUUAAUUGCUCGCAAUCGCUCAACGAAUGCCGCUUAUAAGAUGAUUUUGGAAUCACUUGAAUGGCGUCGAAAUCAAGGAUUCGCUACUUUACCCUCGAAUUCAUUUCCCCAAGAGUUUUACUUCGUGAACGCGAUGUUUGACUACGAACCCGAUAAAGAGGGAAAUGUAACCCUUCACAUUAGAGUUCGAUAUGUCCUUCGAUGUGGCCCCUUGGUACCUCAUGCGGUUAAAUGGGCUUCAAAGUUUUUCUACGAUCUAGAAAAUCGCUGCUCAUCUUCAUUCUUUACCAUUCUCAUUGAUUUCUCUGGGUGUGGUAUACGAAAUGCUGAGUUCGAUUUCGUCAAACACGCGGUUCAGGUUCUUAAAAAUUACACACCCGCUUGUGUCAAGAGGAUUUUACUGGUCGAUUUGCCGCCGAUCCUAAGGUUGGGAUAUAAUUUCAUCAAGAGUUGGAUCCCUGAAAACGGACGAUCGAUACUCAAAUUCAUUUCUCGAUCUCAACUCAACGAGUAUAUUGAUCAGGCCAAUUUACCUGAUUAUUUGGGGGGAACUUGUUCUAGACCUUAUCAAGGUAAACAAAUGGUUCCACUUGACUGUCCAACGGCCGUUGAAUAUGGACUUGCUUGUGGUAUUCCUCUUGACCAGUGUGUUAAAAUCGCCAAAACUUAUGAACCUUUGGUCAAGGAGAUUGGACUUUACGAUGACCUUUCCAGUGAAACCGAUUUCGCGGCUAAAGUUGCGAAUGAAUUAAAAUCUCGUGCCGAAGGUAAAUUAACUCAAGGUGAGGCACUUAAAGUGGCACAAGCAAUUAGUGGUUAAAUCAACUAUCGACAGAGAAUCAAGAUCCAAAUAUUUUCUUACUUCGAACUACAAUUAAAUUGUAUGAUACAUCAGAAUUACAAUGUAAAUUCAAACAAUAAACUUUAAUUUACUUUAUGAAA
Panonychus citri (citrus red mite) is the source of this 1713-nucleotide messenger RNA. RefSeq names its product motile sperm domain-containing protein 2-like. Bases 623 to 1591 code for a protein of 322 amino acids. NCBI's taxonomy places the organism in Eukaryota, Metazoa, Arthropoda, Arachnida, Trombidiformes, Tetranychidae. The transcript has 2 exons. The record is from RefSeq and is a predicted model, not a curated record.